AUGGCAAAACAGGAAACAAUAGUUCACUGGUUCCGCAAAGGAUUGCGAGUCCACGAUAAUCCCGCUCUUUCCAUAGCAAUCGAUAAAGUGAGGCAAAGCCCACACAAAUAUUGUUUACGACCGAUAUUCGUGUUGGAUCCGCAAAUACGGAAAUGGCUACGCGUGGGACCUAACCGAUGGCGAUUUCUCCAACAAACGCUGUGCAAUUUGGACGAAAACUUAAGAUCACUCAACUCUCGAUUGUACGUCGUUCGAGGGAAUCCAGUGGAGCUGUUUCCCCGGCUUUUUGACCGGUGGAACGUAUCGAUGCUGACCUACGAACUCGAUAUUGAACCCUACGCCGUAAAGCGUGAUAAAACCGUCCAAGAGCAAGCUAAGCAAUUCAACGUGACGAUUCACUUCGAAAAAACUCAUAUCAUUUUCGAUCCAGACAUGAUUGUCAAGCGAAACGGAGGAAAGCCUCCACUAACGUACCAAAAGUAUGGCACGCUUGCUUCAGCAUGUAAAAUACCGAUUCCUGUAUCAGUACCUCACAAGCUGCCCACUGAAGGAGUAGAACCGGAAGCAGAUACGCAGGAACGCAAAUGCGCUUCAUGUUACGAUCCACCAACGCUGCAGGAACUGGGUGUAGAUGAGUGCUUACUGGAAGAGUGUAAAUUUCCAGGCGGAGAAACAGAAGCUCUCCGCAGAAUGGAAGAGUGCUUAAAACGAAAGGCGUGGAUUUGUAGCUUUGAGAAGCCGAAUACUUCUCCCAAUUCACUGGAACCGUCGACCACCGUACUGAGCCCGUAUCUAAAGUUCGGUUGCCUUAGCGCCCGCCUAUUCUAUAGUCGGCUUCAGGACACUAUCAGAGGGCAGAAGCACUCGCAACCUCCCGUGUCGUUAAUUGGCCAGAUGAUGUGGCGCGAAUUUUACUACUGUGUUGGGGCCGUCACCCCAAACUACGAUAAAAUGGUUGGAAAUAGCAUCUGCCUACAGGUAGAUUGGGACACAAACGAAGCCUAUCUAGAGGCGUGGACCCACGGCAGAACGGGAUAUCCUUUCAUAGAUGCCAUCAUGCGGCAGUUACGGCAGGAAGGAUGGAUACACCAUCUUGCUCGACACGCAGUGGCCUGCUUUCUGACCCGCGGAGACCUAUGGAUAUCGUGGGAAGAGGGUCAGGCCGUAUUCGAAGAGCUGCUGCUUGACGCCGAUUGGGCACUGAACGCCGGCAACUGGAUGUGGCUUUCCGCGUCCGCUUUUUUCCAUCAGUACUUCCGCGUGUACAGCCCGGUUGCGUUCGGCAAGAAGACAGAUCCGGAGGGAAAGUACAUAAAAAAAUACGUUCCAGAGCUGGCACGGUUUCCUGCCGGUAUCAUCUACGAACCAUGGAAGGCGAGUCUGGAGACCCAGAAAAAGUUGGGGUGCGUAAUCGGGAAGGAUUAUCCAAAGCGGAUCGUGGUGCAUGAGGAAAUUUCCAAAACCAACAUCCAGCGCAUGACGGCUGCGUAUCGAAGGGGCAAAGCUCUUAAGGAAGUUGGCCAUUCGGACACAAGUGUAAGUGACGGUGCACAGCCGAGUUCAAGUAAAGCAGUUGGCAAGCGGCCCGGUUCGGGGGUUUCCAGCAAAACAAAACCUUCACCCAAAAAGCAAAAACUUGAAAAUACGAUCAUGAGGUUUCUCACCAAGAAGUAACUAACUUGUAACUAGUUUGUGGUCAAACCAUGACUUAAACUUGUCUCAGCAGUUAAACGAUCGCAGAAUUACUGUCACUGUAAUAGGUACACAAUAUUUAUUCUGAAUUUGAUAACAUCUAUUAAAUACAUAUCUCUCUUUGGUUGUUGUAUAAAUACUUAUACAUUAUGGUUCCUGCCUUACUUUUGAUGAUUAUCGUUUCUUCCUCCUUUUGAUAGUCCGCUUUACAGUGUUACAUAUAAAUCUGAUGUAUAUCUGAUAUAUUUUGUCCUUCAGAAGGCGUAAAAGUAGCAUCUGACACUAACUGGCCAGGCCAUGCUUAGGAUAUAAUUGGGGUUCAUAAAUCUUUGUAGAUACAGCCUAUUAACAUGGUAAGACUGGAGCUUUCCCUCUCCCUGUCUGGUGGGAUAACACUAUACAAAGGAAACCUAAGGUACUUGUAAUAUGUAAAAUGUAAACUCGCUGGACGUUGCAAAUUCAGUUCACUAUUACUUCAGUGUUGAACCAACUUUUUGAAUUAUUAUCUUAAUCAACGAACGAAUUGUAAAUCAGCGAACGAAUUGUUUGCCUCGAAGU
Messenger RNA from Anopheles bellator, 2250 nucleotides. It is a transcript of the gene phr6-4, whose product is annotated as cryptochrome-1. Gene Ontology annotation, biological process: circadian regulation of gene expression; entrainment of circadian clock by photoperiod. The record is from RefSeq and is a predicted model, not a curated record. NCBI's taxonomy places the organism in Eukaryota, Metazoa, Arthropoda, Insecta, Diptera, Culicidae. Gene Ontology annotation, molecular function: FAD binding; DNA binding. The coding region runs from base 1 to 1674 and encodes 557 amino acids. The transcript is spliced from 2 exons. Gene Ontology annotation, cellular component: cytoplasm; nucleus.